This is a messenger RNA of Recurvomyces mirabilis, 1425 nucleotides long. RefSeq lists its product as uncharacterized. Gene Ontology annotation, cellular component: nucleus. Bases 1 to 1425 code for a protein of 474 amino acids. Lineage: Eukaryota; Fungi; Ascomycota; Dothideomycetes; Mycosphaerellales; Teratosphaeriaceae. Gene Ontology annotation, molecular function: ATP binding; protein serine/threonine kinase activity. The record is from RefSeq and is a predicted model, not a curated record. Gene Ontology annotation, biological process: regulation of mitotic cell cycle; protein phosphorylation. The transcript has 2 exons.
AUGCCUUCUCGCUGGGCAGAAACAGCCGAAGAUGCCGCGGAGUAUGCAAAACGAAAGGCGGAGAAGGAAGAGAAGAAGAGGGUGAAAGCAGAAAAGCAGCAGCAGCAGCAGCGGCAGGCAGAGGAGGAGGAAGCACAGCGGGCACAAGCCAGAAUCCAUAACAACGACGAGGACGCAGCAAGACCCAACAAGCGCCGACGACUAUCUCCCACCCAGGAAGAGCAGAACAACGAGGACAGUACAGGACGUCCGCUCCUCCGCUCCACCCCUCGCACCUGGCAACCCUGCCGCUCAAUCUACCACUUCGACCUCCUAAAUCACAUAGAAGAGGGCAGCUACGGCUUCGUCUCACGUGCCCGCGAAAACGCCACUGGUAACAUCGUCGCUAUCAAGAAACUCAAACUCGAUGCUAUUCGUGAUGCGGGGUUUCCUGUUACUGCAUUGCGAGAGAUUCAGUGUUUGAGGGCUGCGGCUGGGCAUCGGCAUGUGGUUGGGUUGAGGGAAGUUGUUUGUUCUGAUUCUGAUUCUACUGAUCGAGAUCGGGAUCGGGGAAGCGGGGGUGGGAAGGGAUCUGGGGGUGGUGGGGAUGGCCGGGACGUCUACCUCGUCAUGGACUUCCUUGAACAUGACCUCAAGACCCUCCAAGAGGAGAUGGUGGCGCCCUUCUCCCCUUCGGAGAUCAAGGCGCUAUUACUGCAACUCACCAGCGCAGUGGAUUUCUUACACGACAACUGGAUCCUCCAUCGUGAUUUAAAGACGAGUAAUAUCCUCCUCAACAACCGCGGCGAAAUCAAAUUAGCUGAUUUCGGCAUGGCGCGCUUCGUGGGUGAUCCUGCACCCGCGAAUCUUACGCAGAUGGUUGUUACGCUUUGGUAUCGGGCCCCCGAGCUUCUGCUGGGCGCGAAGGAGUAUGGGGCUUGCAUUGAUGUCUGGAGUCUUGGGUGCAUCUUCGGCGAACUCCUGCUCAAGCGGCCGGUGUUGCAGGGGCAGAACGAGGUGGAUCAGUUGGGGUUGAUCUUCGACCUCUGCGGUCUCCCCUCUGAGGAGAAUUGGCCCGGUUUCAAACGUCUACCCAAUGCCCGGACUCUUCGUCUCCCACCUUCGUCAAGUGGGAAGGGGGCUCAUGGCCCCACGAUCCGCUCCCGUUUCCCCGCCCUCACUCCCACUGGUACAUCUUUACUAACCUCCUGCUUAUCUCUCAAUCCUGCCUCGCGACCGACCGCGAAGGAGAUACUAGAUCAUGCUUACUUUCGCGAGUCGCCGCGGCCGAAGCCGACGGCGUUGUUUCCUACUUUUCCUUCUAAGGCGGGGCAGGAGAAGAGGAGACGGUAUGCUAGUCCUAAUGCGCCGAUAAGGGGGGAGGCGGUGGAAGGGACGGGGGAGGUGGAUUUUAGUUCGGUGUUUGAGGGGAAGGGGGAGGUAUGA